AUGGCUUCGUCCAAUCAAAACACGGAUCAGUUCAAGGUCCUCAUAGCUGGUGGCAGUCUUGUGGGUCUUGGUCUGGCCCUAGCUUUCGAGCGCGCUGGAAUUGAUUACGAGCUUUUUGAGAAGGGGGGCUUCGCACCGCAGCUGGGGGCCUCUAUCGGAUUUCACCCGCACACCAUACGGAUUCUAGAGCAGCUGGGGGUAUGGGAAGACAUUGAGAGGCAGGUUAAACCAUUGAAGCACCGAAAGCAUUAUGAUGAAAACGGGAACUGCUUCGAGGAUUCACAUGUGCUAGUCAAUAUCGAGGAAAUUCUUCAACGUCCAAUUGUCUUCAUGGAGCGAUGUAAGGCUCUGGAAGUCCUGCAUAGCCAUGUGAAAGAAAAGUCAAAGCUGCAUCCUCAAACUGCUGUCGUUGAAUAUGAAGAAACUGCGGAAGGUAUUAUUCUGACUACUGAAAAUGGCGCGCGGCACCAUGGCCAUAUUCUCAUCGGCGCGGAUGGAAUUCACAGCAAAGUCCGACAGCUUAUGGCUGAUAAUAUUGGUGUGACGAAUCCAAACCUCGCUAGAAAGAUCAACGAAGCCUUCACUAGCGAGUACAACUGCAUCUUUGCGGUUUCCCAGAAUGAGAAAUUCUUACCUGAUGGCAUGGUUCACAAUGUGUACUACAAUGACUACUCUGCAAUUGCGGCUGCUGGUGUGACUGGCCUUGUGUUUUGGUUUCUUUUUGUCAAAGAAUCCAAACUCACGAGAACGCCCAAGUGCCCGCAGUUCACAGAUGAGGAUGCAAAGACAUAUAUCCAGAAGUAUGGAAACUCUUUAGUAGGCCCAGGGUAUACCGUGAAAGAUCUCUGGGAAUCUCGAGUUACGGCCACAAUGGUACCUCUGGAGGAAGGUAUCAUCCCACAGUGGUGUCACAACAGGGUGGUUCUGAUGGGCGAUUCCGUUCAUAAGGCUACUGUCAACCCUGGCUUGGGUGGUAACACAGCCUAUGAAGGUAUUGCUCGUUUCACCAAUGGUCUCAUACCUUUGUUGAAAGAAAACCCAACACCAUCCGUUGAGCAGUUGACCGAGGUUUUCAACAAGUAUAUUACCGGGCAAGCCCCUCGAGCCAGAAGAGUCGUUGAUAUUUCCGGCUCAAUUACGCGUUAUGAAGCCCAAGAUACAUGGUUCCUCAAAUUCGCAGCUCGUCACAUUGUUCCAUGGUUUAGUGACAGAAUCAAGGCCAAAUUAUAUGCCAGUUUCUCGAAAGGUGGUCCUUGGUUAGAAUAUCUCCCAUUACCCGCUCGGGAUAUCGAUAUUGGAACAGCUGCCGAGGAACCCAUCCAGAGCAUUGCUCCAAGGCUGAUUGCAGGCACGAUCAUUUUGGGAGCUGCUGCUAUUAUCUGGCAGACACGCCGAGGGCCAUUAGCCUCUCUUUAG
Molecule: messenger RNA, 1416 nt
Organism: Penicillium atrosanguineum
Lineage: Eukaryota; Fungi; Ascomycota; Eurotiomycetes; Eurotiales; Aspergillaceae
Product: FAD-dependent oxidoreductase
Exons: 4
Coding region: 1-1416 (471 amino acids)
Molecular function (GO): FAD binding
Source: RefSeq, a predicted model, not a curated record